Cotesia congregata is the source of this 453-nucleotide messenger RNA. Lineage: Eukaryota; Metazoa; Arthropoda; Insecta; Hymenoptera; Braconidae. The record is from the annotation of a GenBank genome assembly.
AUGCUAACCUCCAGUACCGUCAACCUACAGUCUAUGUCAAACAACGUAAGUGUAAUAUCAGCAAGAAAUACAACAAUCAGUCAAAUUAUAACACCCACUCGUCAACGUACUCAGAGACCAAUAAGUUAUGCCAAUGUUGCUACCUCAUUCCUCAAAAAAGACCAAGCCAGAAUAAUGAUUCUGAAUGCAAUUGAAGCGUCAACAGGAGUAGAAGAUAGGGAAUCGUGUGAUGACGUACUAUUAACCCUGUUAACAGAGAGCUCUGAGUACGAGUCUGACAUAUCAAACGCCCAAUUAGAAGGUAAUUUCGUUAUCAGUAAAACAGCUGGUAUAGACGUAGCAAUUGCAUUUAGUGAACUGGGUAUGCCUCUUGAUUGGUUUGUUCUGAAGGACACAUUUAACAGUGACCACUUCCCUAUAUUUAUUAAAUUAUAUACAAACAACAACUAUUAG